AUGGAUCACACACGAGACCCCUGCCCUUGGGUUAUUCUCAAUGAUUUCGGCGGUGCUUUCUGUAUGGGUGCUGUCGGCGGGACGAUCUGGCACGGUGUCAAAGGUUUCCGGAACAGCCCCUAUGGCGAGCGCCGACUAGGCGCCAUCACAGCAAUCAAGAUGCGCGCCCCGGUAUUGGGAGGCAACUUCGGCGUUUGGGGUGGUCUGUUCAGCACAUUCGACUGCGCAGUCAAGGGUGUCAGGAAAAAGGAAGAUGCGUAUAUUGCCGGGUUCUUCACAGGGGGCUCGCUCGCGAUUCGAGGUGGGUACAAGGCGGCGAGGAACGGCGCCAUCAGCUGCGCCAUCCUGUUGGCCGUCAUCGAAGGCGUCGGGAUCGGGUUCCAGAAGAUGUUUGCGGGCAGCACAAAGCUGGAGGCCCCGCAACCACCACCGUCGGGCGAACAGAUGCUUGCUUAG
Molecule: messenger RNA, 456 nt
Organism: Chaetomium globosum CBS 148.51
Lineage: Eukaryota; Fungi; Ascomycota; Sordariomycetes; Sordariales; Chaetomiaceae
Product: mitochondrial import inner membrane translocase subunit tim-17
Exons: 4
Coding region: 1-456 (151 amino acids)
Biological process (GO): protein import into mitochondrial matrix
Cellular component (GO): TIM23 mitochondrial import inner membrane translocase complex; mitochondrial inner membrane
Molecular function (GO): transmembrane protein transporter activity
Source: RefSeq, a predicted model, not a curated record